Messenger RNA from Haliotis rubra (blacklip abalone), 1467 nucleotides. RefSeq names its product trichohyalin-like. Lineage: Eukaryota; Metazoa; Mollusca; Gastropoda; Lepetellida; Haliotidae. The transcript has a single exon. The record is from RefSeq and is a predicted model, not a curated record. Bases 1 to 1467 code for a protein of 488 amino acids.
AUGAGAGAGGAAGGAGGUGAGGAAUGGAGGGAAGGAGGAGUGGAAUGGAAGGAAGGAUGGAAGAAGGAACAGAGGAAUGAAUGGAGUGGAUGGAGGAAGGAAGGAAAAGAGAGAAGAGGAAUGGAGGAAGGAAGAAAAGGAGAGGAGUGGAAGGAAGAGAAGAAUGGAAGGAGUGGAAGGAAGGAGGAGGAAGUGAGGACACAGAGGAGUGGAGGAAGGAAUGGAGUGGAUGAGAUGAGGUGGAGAGGAGUGGAAGAGGAAGGGAGUACAUGGAUGAAAAGAGUGGAGGAAGAGGAGGAAAUGGAAGGAAGGGAGGAGUGGAGGGAGGAAGGAUGGAAAGAGAAGGAUGGACAGGAGGGAAUGGAGUGGAAGGAGAGUGGAGUGGAAGGAAGGAGUGGAGUGGAGGGAGACAGGAGGAAGAGGAGGAAUGGAGGGAAGGAGGAGUGGAGGAGUGGUGGAACAGUGGAUGGAGGAUUGAAGGGAGGCAGGAGUGGAAGGAAGUGGAGUGGAAAUGGAGGGAAUGGAGAAAAUGGAAGGAAGAGAGGAACAGGAGAGAGUGGAAAGGACAGGAAUGGAAGGAGUGGAGCGGAAGAGUGGAGGAUGGAGAGGAGUGGAAGGAAGGAGGAAUGGAAGGAGGAGCCACUGGAGUGGCAGAGACAGCGGAAUGGACAGGAGUGGAAAGGAAGAGAGCAGCAGGGAAGAGGGAGCGGAGGAAGAGAGGAAGGAAAGAGGAGGAGUGGAGUGGAAGGGAGGAAGUGGAGCAGGAGUGGUAGUGGAAACAGGAGGAAGGAGGUGGAAACAGAGGAGGCAUGGAGUGGAGGAAACAGAGGACAGUGGAGCAGGAAGGAGCCGGACAGAGGAAACGAGGAAACGAAGGGAGCCGGAGCUGGAGUGAACGGAAGCAAGUGGAGUGAAACGGAGGAACAGGAGGAAUGGAGGAAGACACGGAAUGGAGAGAAAGAACAGAGGGAUAGAGGAAUGGAGGAAGGAAUGCACAGGAAGGACGUGGAGAGGAAGGAACAGUGGAGGAGCAGGAAGAGGCAGGAAGGAAACAGACAAGGACAGAGGACAGCAGAGGACACAGAAGGACAGAGGAGGCAGUGGAGGACAGACAGGAAGGAGCCGGCACGAGGAACAGAGGCACAGUGGAGCACAGGAGAAGGAAGGAGCACAGGACAAGGAGUAUGGAGCAGAGGUGGAGGAAAGGAGGAACAGCAGGAAACGAGAGAGUGGAAACAGAGGAAAAUGGAUGGAGCAGUGGAAACGGAGGAACGGAGACACAAGAGGAAACAGGACAAGGAAAACGAGACAGGAACAGAAGGAGGAACAGGGAGGAAACAGACAGACAGAGGACCAGGAGGACAAUGGAUGGAACGCAGGAACGUGAGUGGAGCAGAAUGGAGGAAUGGAGGAAAAGGAAUGGAGGCAGGAACAAGGAAACAGUGGAGGAGGACAAGGAGGACAUGA